AUGGAAACAUAAGAAAAAAUUCAAAUAAAGAUAUCUUUAGUUGAUUAAUCAACAUCAUCAAAGCUAAAUGAAUGGGAAUUUAUAGAGACAGAUUUAAAUGAAUAGAGUAUUUUACAAGACCAGGAUAAUUAAUUAACUAUUUUACAACAAUACAAAUUUGUAAUAGGAAUUUCUAAACCACUUGAAACAAGAAUUGGUUUGAAUUCAAUAUAAAAAAAUAAAAUAACAAUCAAAGGUCGCUUAGGGAUAAAGACUUUGCUAUCUUGA
Molecule: messenger RNA, 267 nt
Organism: Paramecium pentaurelia
Lineage: Eukaryota; Ciliophora; Oligohymenophorea; Peniculida; Parameciidae
Source: the annotation of a GenBank genome assembly